Symbiodinium sp. CCMP2456 is the source of this 558-nucleotide messenger RNA. NCBI's taxonomy places the organism in Eukaryota, Dinophyceae, Suessiales, Symbiodiniaceae. The record is from the annotation of a GenBank genome assembly.
GAGCAGUGGCGAGAGCUCUACGGAGCGGCAGCUUUUGGCAACGUGGCCAAGGUUGAAGCUCUGCUGCAGCUCCCCAUGGACUUGGAUUCUCGAACAGAUGAAGAUGGCAUUACUCCGUUGAUGAGGGCGUCUGAAUGCGGCCACGUGGAGAUCGCACAGUUGCUCCUGGAGGCCGGUGCAGAGACGGAUGUUAGUGACAGUGACCGCUGUACAGCUCUGAUGUGCGCAGCAUGGAACGGUCGUGCUUCGGUCGUGGAGCUGCUCCUGGACGCCGGUGCACAGAAGGAUCUGCGCGAUUCGGAGGGCCUGACUGCGCUGAUAUCUGCGUCGCGGUGCGGUCAUGCUGAAGCGGUGCACCUGCUGCUGUCGGCAGGUGCUCAGACGUGUGUGCGUGAUGACGAGAACAGGACAGCGCUGAUGCAUGCAGCAUACAACGGUCAUGCUCCAGUGGUGCGGUUGCUGCUCGAGGCCGGUGCCCACGUGCCUGCGCGCACAGCCCUGAUGGUGGCUGAUCCCGAAAUCCGACGAUUGCUGGAGCCUGCUACAACAUGCCCUUAA